CAGUGCCGAUCCGGCUGUCCGUGGGGGAGGGUUGUGCAUGUGACGGACCGGUGAGUUUCGCGACUCGAGGGACUGGUGAUUGCGCAGUGAAGGAUCAGAGGCCUAGGAGAGAACUCUGCUCGUACGGACUUUGGUGUUGUUAUUUGCAACGUAGUAGAGAGACGUUUUUAGUUAAGAAUCGUCUUGAGAACACAAGUUUGUCAUCUACAAGGAGCCUCAUCAGGGCAUGUCUCGCUGGUCGGCGGAGUCUCGCCAGUCCAGCGUCCGCUCCCUCCUGAACCAUGGCCGACCUUCUGCGCGCCCGUCUGCCUCCCCUGCUGCUGGUGGUCUGCCUGCUGUCCUCCGCUGCUGCCUGGCAGGAGGACCUGGUGGCGCGCAACCCCAACACCACUCUAGAUGAGGAGAGCGUUCUGAAGUUUUCCGGCAAUCUCUCGCACAACGAUCACUUCAAAUUACUGGAGCGGGACGGCAAUUCACUUCUAAUCGGCGCCAGGAACAUCGUGUUCAACAUCAGUCUGACGGACCUGACGGAGCGGCGCGACGAGCGACUCGAGUGGCACUCGGAUCCACAGGACGUCCAGCUCUGCAUCAUGAAGGGACUCGACGAGGAGGCGUGCCACAACUACAUCCGUGUGCUGGCCAAGCGGGGAGACGAAGAGCUGUUCGUGUGUGGCACCAACUCCUACAAGCCGCGAUGCCGCAACUAUAAAAAGAACCCGGAGCUGGGUUACGUUCCCGACGGCACAGAGCGGGACGCUCGAGGCAUCUGUCCGUACAGUCCAAAACACAACAGCACCGUCACAUUUGUCGACGGUGAGCUGUUUUCUGGCACGGUGGCCGAUUUUGCCGGCUCCGAUCCACUCAUCUAUCGCCAUCCGCUGCGCACCGAACAGUCGGAGCUCAAGCAACUCAAUGCUCCGAGUUUCGUGGGUUCGAUGGAGUACGGAGACCACGUGUACUUCUUCUUCCGAGAGACGGCCGUCGAGUACAUCAACUGCGGAAAGAGGGUCUACUCCCGCGUGGCUCGCGUCUGCAAGAAGGACCAGGGCGGCUCGUACAAGCACAGGUACAGCUGGACGUCAUUCCUGAAGUCGCGGCUCAACUGCUCGAUCCCGGGGGACUAUCCCUUCUACUUCGACGAAAUCCAGUCGAUUUCGACGGUGCAAAGCGGCGUGUACGGCGGCCGACCCGAGGAGGUGCUCUACGCCGUCUUCACCACGCCCGUCAACAGCAUCCCCGGCUCGGCCAUCUGCGCCUUCCGCAUGACCGACCUGGUCGACACGUUCGCCGGCGCCUUCAAGCACCAGGAGGACAUGAACUCCAACUGGCUACCGCUCAAGAACUCGCAGGUACCCAGUCCGCGUCCGGGCCUGUGCGUCAACGACUCUCGCCAGCUGUCGGACGCGCACCUCAACUUCAUCCAGUCGCACCCGCUGAUGGACGGCGCCGUGCCGUCGCUGCACGGCCGGCCGCUGCUGGCGCGCACCAGCCUGCGGCACCGCUUCACCAAGAUCGCAGUGGACCCGCAGGUGCGGGCUGCCGACGGAACACUCUACGAUGUGCUCUUCAUCGGAACAGACAACGGCCGGGUGCUGAAGGCGGUGAACGCCGCCUCUGGCUCCGGCACGGUGCGCGCCGAGCCCGUGCUCAUCGAGGAGCUCGAGGUGCUGGCCAGCGGCGCGGCCAUCACCAACCUGCUGGUCUCGCGCCAGCCGGACGCGCCGCCGCGCCUGAUCGUCGUCACCGAUGACGAGGUGCGCGCGCUGCCGCUGCACCGGUGCGGCGACAAGGCGUUGCGCUGCGCCGACUGCGUGCGCCUGCAGGACCCGUACUGCGGCUGGGAGGCGGCCGGUCAGCGGUGCGCGCCCGUCGACUCGCCCGCCUGGCCCGAGGGCGUGGCCGUGGUGCAGAACGUCAGUCACGGUGUCCAUCCGCACUGCGCUGAAGACGACGCCCGAUACGAGGAGGAGCUGUACUUCGCCACUAUUCCCACUCCUCCCAGCACGGCGUCCAGUCCUCCGGAACCAUGUGUCUGCGGCUCCGGGUCGGCUCCGGCCGGAUCCGGGCAGGACUCCGACUCUGGAACCAGUACCGAUGCAGAUACCGAUACAGACACAGAUACAGAUACCGAUACUGACGAGGAUAUCGAUACUGACAACGACACGAGCAUCGUUGAACUGCUAGAAACGAAAAAUGACAGAGAACUGUACAGUGCGGUUGACGAGACUGGGAAGGUGUAUGACAUCCUUGAACGCUCGAAGUCGUACACCCUCGGGCAGGCGACAGAGUCUCGCGAGCAGGAUUCGUCGGACGCCGUCUACUCGGCCAAGACGCUGGCAGUGGCCGUGACCACCACCUGCCUACUGGCCAUGGUGAUCGGGUUCAUGGCCGGUUGGCUCUUCUCUCGACGCUGGACGCGCAACCAGCAGCGAACGAAGUACUACGAGACGGACUCGACGUGCCUCAAACAGGCCGAUACCGUGGCCCUCCCCGUCAAAACAGACAACAGGGGCGACAUCGCGCAAACGCAGCCGAACCCCGAGCCUACCAGCUUCGUGGGCAACAACGGCAAGCAGAUCAAUAUUGUAGUGAACCAGACUAAGCCCACUCUGGACAGAAAAACAGAAAUAGAGCCUGGCUACGAUACGUUGCAAAAGAAGCGGAGUGCAUAUUUGUAGUGUAUGUGUUUCAUGAUGAACUGAGUCGCCGCGUCUCGUGGAAAAGGUCAACGCACGCGGUGAAGGGUCGUGGAACUAAGACGAGGUCAGACCCGCCGCGGCGCCAGUGAAUUGAUGCGGGCCCGCGGCGCCAGUGAAUGACCUCGACCUCGAGGCGUGUGACCCGGCGGUGUCGCUCCGGGGCCCUAUGGACGGGUCGCGAGCCGUGACCAGGGCCCGUGCGAGCGGAUGGCAAAGUCGCAUCCCGUGCGGUUUUGGACGCAGCAGCUCUCCUUGCGACACAUCCGCGGAAAGGCCAGUAUAAGCUCCUCGUGGUCGGCUCUCUCGGCCGGCACCGCUGUGAGCCCCCGGAAUCAUCGCAUCAGAAGGACAGCAGCAGUCACCCAUCGGUGACCUCAUCGGGGACAGAGUCUGAUCACCAGAGGUCACUUCAUGUUCGGGUAUCAGUCAGCCCAACGAAGGUCGGGUCAAAGGGGUUGACCUGACCUGGUUUGGGUCGCGCCACCGACGAGUUGCGUCUUUCGGCUCGAUAGGAUAGGUGGCAUCGCGACUCAGUCGAACGUGAUACUUUUGAUUUAGAGAUUAUUUAGACGCUAUGUGAUGUGCUACGGUCAUUGAUUAUAUGUACCUAUGUGAAAGCUUAUAUUAUGUCGAUUUUUGAUCGUGUUUCGAUCCGCAGCUCGCCCCUUUCCUUUGAAGUGCGCUUUUCUUAUCAUGCUCGUCCUUGUCCGUCCUCUGGCAGAUGUGUUCUGUUUCACUUAUAGACGUAGAUACUCGUACAAUCGUGAGACCGGUUUCACCAUGCGCUGAAAUUUUCACCGUUCCUUUGCCGGGUCCCCAUGAGUGUGCCUACAUAUGUGUAAGCGCAGUGCUGACUCCGAAAGCAUUGCGAACUCUGUCCAGUCGGGUGCAUAUGGAAAGGUGUUGUCUGAAAAAUGUUGCGUGCCCAGACGGUCGUCGAUCGGCUUAUUUGAUCGCCUUCUAUGCCCAUCGAGUUCUCGGUAAUUGUGCAAUCCGUGAAGCCGCAUUGAAGAACAACAAAAUAUUUCCACUGCUUGCAUUAAACUCACCCGAAUGUACGGUCGAAAGAACGUAAUCACCGCCUGUUCCGUUUACAUAUUUCCGUGUAAAGAACACACGUCAUUGUUUGUUGCGGCUAUGGCGUCGAGGUUGGAAAGUCCAUAUCCUUUCAUUCUGGACACGUGAUGGAUGUCGGCCGUCGUCAGCCGUCACUGACCACUUUAUACUUCACCACGCUCCACGGCCGGCGAGACAAGGCCCGAGCCGGGGCGUGGUUUCUCAGGGAGGAUGCGUGGACGUGCGUGCGUGCGUGCGUGCGUGCGUGCCGCUGUGGGACGGUGCGUGCGAUAAGGAAGGUUGCUAGUGUCCGUCUUCACGCGUGUGUAUUGUGUUCGUAGUUUAGCACGACCCUGCUUGCUCACGCUGCAGCGUUUAAGCUUUCAUUCGCGCUCCACGCAGCUCGGGAUGUGACUGCAACAUUUUGGAGGAGGGACAUUGUACUGGAUGGCGACUAUCCGCGACUCGUGCGGAAUCGUGCAUUUGUUUUGGCUGUGAUACGCUUAUUUUGUAUUCAUGAUACUGUGUCAUGACACUGCAAUAUAUUGUGAUGUGCUGCUGA
Molecule: messenger RNA, 4317 nt
Organism: Amphibalanus amphitrite
Lineage: Eukaryota; Metazoa; Arthropoda; Thecostraca; Balanomorpha; Balanidae
Product: semaphorin-1A-like
Exons: 17
Coding region: 282-2678 (798 amino acids)
Biological process (GO): negative chemotaxis; neural crest cell migration; positive regulation of cell migration
Molecular function (GO): chemorepellent activity; semaphorin receptor binding
Source: RefSeq, a predicted model, not a curated record